Messenger RNA from Symbiodinium sp. CCMP2592, 1536 nucleotides. NCBI's taxonomy places the organism in Eukaryota, Dinophyceae, Suessiales, Symbiodiniaceae. The record is from the annotation of a GenBank genome assembly.
AUGAUGAGCACCAUGUCAGAUGGGGAGGCUCCAUCCAACCCGGUACCUGCACUCGAGGCGCAGGUGGCAAAACUCGAGGAAGAGCUUUCAGCGGAAAGGCAGCGUUCGCUCCAAAAGGACCAGAAGAUCGAGAUGAUGGAGGCUGUCGUCACAAGGCUGCAAAGCCGCGUCGAGCUGUUGCAGGAUCAUUUGAAGGAGCAGGAGCGGAAGAACCGCAUUGCCAAGGGAAACAGCGAGGCCGUUCUGGAGCUGCAGCAGCAGCUGGCAGAGGAGCUGUCGAAGCGGAAGCAAGCACAGUAUGAGCUCAUCGCGAAGGCAAAGGAGCUCUGCGACGUUCAGCAGAAGAUGGCAGGGGCUGGCGACACAAAGGACUCCUCCCACGAGGCUCAGAAGGAGCUCCGAAACGAAGUCUCGGCAGGCGCAGUGUCGUGGUCGCCUGCGAGCUCACAGCCCAAGCUCGUGGAGGACUCGCGGCGAUCGCCUGCUGCCACGGCCAGCGGCGCCAGCCUUGCGAGCCCUGUGGCCGCAUCGCCAGUGUCCGCUGCAUCGCCCUCCUUGAUGCUGCCACUCUCUGGGCUUUCAGUGAGGAAAUCGUCGUUCCACCAAUGCCCUACCAGCAAUACACCACAGACGCCACCUACGUCGCGGAGCUCCGGAAGGACUUCGCCAGCCCUCCGGCUUCCUGGAGGUGAGGCGAUGGCCGAUCGAGUGCAGAAUCAGAGGAGAAGUCCUGUGGUUCCUCCUGUGCGGAUGAGCAAUCAAUCCGUGUUGGUCCGACCUCCGGCAGAUGAAGAGGGGGCGCACAUCUUCAACCCCGCAAGGUAUGUUCGGUCAGCUCACGACAGGGUGGAAGCUCCGAAACCGAUACAUCUUCAACACCCUCAAGAUGCUGCGUUCGGGGUUCAUGCUCCUCAAUCAGGCCAAGUCACUCCGGUGUCGCCGAUGUUCCACAACGUGCACCUGGACUACCCGCGGAUUCUUACGGCGCGCUCUCAUGAAGUUAGGAUUUCCACCGCGGCUGCAAAGUCGGCCCGGCGGGUGAUUUCGCCCCCACUCUCUGCACGCGUCAACGGCCCCAUGGGGCCGGUGGAACUGGGUAGGUGGGAGAAGAGCAAAGAAGAGCAAAGUGAACAAGUGAUGAGAACCGAGGAAGCAGACGGCACCUUGGCCUUCUCCGUGCUUCCGAGAAGAGACCGCCCCUCCUCGGGGAGCUCUGCCCGCAAGACCGCAAGCGGCGAGGCCGCAAGCGAAGGCUCGGCGGCCCACCGUCUCGACGGCCUCGAUCUGCGAUUCCAGAAGACCCGCCUUGUAUUAGGCUAUGCCGUCUACUACUUCACUCGCUUGUCUUUCACAUAUGUGGGUCUUGCAAUGCGGAAGGACCUUGGCCUUAGCAUGGUGCAGCAAGGAACUCAGCAGGAGGAUUUGGGAAUCCAGGUGGCAUGCAGCCAAGAGACUUACACCGAUCUUGACAGCGCCGCUUUGAUGGGCAAGGUUGGGCACGAUCAGCUCUUUGUUCCCAUUGGCAGUCCUGGCUAA